CGUCCUCGCUGGGUUUCUUCUCUGCAUCGUUGCUUAGUGGGUUUGGAGUCACAACUCGUUCGUUAGCUGUAAUAGAGCUUAAUUUGGUCUGGGUCUUUUUUCAUUUGUAUGUAUGAUGGUUGGUAUUGGAGGAUUGGGGAGUUCAGUUGAGGGCUGGAGGAUUGUUAGUUGGGAAAAUCCCGAUUAUACGAGAAUAUUGCAGAGACACGUCAUUCUGAAGCUGAUGCUAUGAAUGAUAAGUAGUCACCUGGUCGGCCUAAAGGUGUUGAAGUCUAGCAAAUAAGGGGAAUUUUCAAUUUCAUCUGGUCAUCUUCUAGAGCUGAUUCACUCUGUCGUCCUCGGUGGAGGUUGGAUACAGCAGCGGACGUGUAGGAUAAGUACUUUCAUCAUCAGGCAGUGGAGUGGUCGUCUUACCGCAUGGCCAAUGACAGGUCCACUCCCGACGGUGAUACACCAGUCGAGAGAGUUGCAAUAUCGGGUGCAGCUCUUGCAGCCUUGUUACAAGCAGUGAAUUCCUCGUUAGGUGAUUGUGAUGGUGUUCUGUUUGGUCAUGUUGAACGCAACACGACAUCAACAAUGGUAGACGAAGAUGUUGGCCCACAGACCUCUCACGAUUCUACAGCUAUUGUUACUGGUCAUUUUUGUUCUGGGGGGCUGGCUAGCUUCUAUGACACCACUGGACGCAUCGAUGCAGCAAAAUUAGCUCAAAUGGUUGGAGAUAGAGAAUCCAGGGGUGGAGAUGUUCCUAUAGGUUGGUUUGUUGGGCGAAGGGAGUCAUCCAUGAGACCGUCUAUGCGAGAAUCAACUGUUACAGCUAACUUGCGCAACACACAAUUUAGUGUACCUGAAGAUGCCCCGGUUUCUCCUACGCUCAACUCUUCAAAUGGCCUUCUUGGAGAGGAGAGUGAUCUGAAUAGGAAGGAUUUGAAGCCAAUCGGAAUUCCUCAUUCUUCUCCUUGUCUUUUCUUUCUCUUUACGGAGUCCAGUGAUACAAAUUCCAUACAUACCCAUGAGUAUCGUGCAUUCCAGUAUCGAACUAAACCCAGAGGAGUUGGCUGCUUUGAAAUUCGCUCCGUAAAAAUUGUAAAUAUCGGUCCAGCGUUUCGAGGGUUAUACGACUCUUUUGCGCCUGUGGCACCCUUUCCUUGGUUUUCGAUGACUUCGGCUUCGGAUGGUGAGAGCUCCGACGAGAGUUUAAGAAAAUUGACAAUGACUUCUCAAAAUGCGGAUGUACAAAUGGAAGGGGCUAAAAAGGUGAAUCAAUCUCUUCUAGACAUGUACUCCCAAGAUUUCUCAGUUGAUAGAUUGCACUGUUUAAUCAAAACAGAAGGUGACGGAGGGAGCGUUAGGGAGCUUGAAGCUUUAUACAGGACCAUGCUCAGGAAGCUUGAUGUGUUGGCAAAGCAAGUCUGUGAAGGCAAUGAAGCCAUUUUCGAGCAGGAACUGGCAAAUUCUAAACUUAGAAUGGCUCUUCAAUCUGCUGGAAAGCGAUGAUAUUGGGAGACUUAGGCGGUUUGAGUAGACUUAGCAGUCCCAAUCCACUGAUUGUUCAAUCGAAUGUUGUGCAGAUGUCUGCUGAAGUUCAUUUAGUUGAGGACUUCAUCAAGUAGAUGCAGAUUAUUGAGAUAGGUCGAUGCACCUUGGUAGAGAGGAUACUGUUUGUGUUACAACUUAUGUGCCCUUAGAAUAGUACAGAAUUAGGGCUUUGCAUAUUUCAGUAGUGAUUCGUUUUGUCCCAGAAGGGGUUCAUUUAGUUCUACCUCGCUUUCAUGUCUGUCAAUUUGUUCAACAAAUUGGGAGUCUGUUGAUAGUCCUUUACCGUAGGAAGGUUCAAGUACAUUUUGCAGUCCGGAAAUUAGAGAUAGAGGCACAAAAUUCUUGGACUUUACACCUGUGUUGUGCCGCAUAGUUUGGACAAUUGCAUUCGUAUACGUUUAUUUGAGUCCUAGUUAGAGCCCGUCGGCUUAGUCGGGUGUACAAACAAAAUAGUUCUUACUGUCAUUCAAAUGAGGAUGAAGAAUAUGUUGCUCACCAUGAAUCAGCAACUGUACAUUUCAGUUUUUCAAUUCUGAUCUAAACUGUUAUUUCGCUGGGA
This is a messenger RNA of Physcomitrium patens, 2095 nucleotides long. The record is from RefSeq and is a predicted model, not a curated record. NCBI's taxonomy places the organism in Eukaryota, Viridiplantae, Streptophyta, Bryopsida, Funariales, Funariaceae.